This is a messenger RNA of Ostrinia nubilalis (European corn borer), 1711 nucleotides long. RefSeq lists its product as uncharacterized. The transcript is spliced from 4 exons. The coding region runs from base 1 to 1260 and encodes 419 amino acids. Gene Ontology annotation, biological process: Cdc42 protein signal transduction; endocytosis; establishment or maintenance of cell polarity. The record is from RefSeq and is a predicted model, not a curated record. NCBI's taxonomy places the organism in Eukaryota, Metazoa, Arthropoda, Insecta, Lepidoptera, Crambidae. Gene Ontology annotation, molecular function: GTPase activity; protein kinase binding; GTP binding.
AUGUCUCCCAGUCUAGAAGGGAUCAUGUUCAACAGGAACACGAACCUGUCGGCGCGACGACCGCUGUUGGCGGAACCGCAAAAGCCUUUAGUGAUCCCACCGCGCGCACCUCCCCGCGACACGAGCUCGCAACGGCCUUUGCCUGCUCCCAGGAACUUACCCACAGAUUACCCAUACGAAUACCGACCGGAUUACUGGAAACCAUCGAACGUCGAACUCGAAAGACGACUGCAGGAGACGCGGGCACGUGAGAAAGUCGGCUACUUUCAAGACAAAGUAGCGCCGCCGGAGCUGAGCUUGGACCGGAGAGAAGCUGAACUAGUUUUUAGGUUCGACCCUCACGCUUCGGCAGAAUACCUGUCCAAUCAGUACCGCGCUCCUACAGUGCAUUAUGCAAAACCUCCGGCGCCUGCCAACGGGAUUGCUAACCGUCUCCCAGAGCGAGACGGGCCCUUUGUGUUUGGCGUGCAUAGCCAGUUUCCCAUCCAACGGAGGGACGAGGACGAUUACGAUUAUUCCGAAGUGGCCGAAGAAAACGGACGAACUGUGAUUCGCGAUGAUGUGUCGGAAGACUUAAAUUGCUGUGAUAAAGUUAACGAGUGGACUGUACGCGAUAAGAAAACCAGGAGGACUUUGAAUCGGAUGUUCCAAAUUAAGGAUAGGAGGAAGGUGAAAGGUGGGAAGAAGGAGAAGAUAAAGUGUGUGUUGGUGGGGGAUGGGGCAGUGGGGAAAAGCUCUUUAAUAGCCGCGUACGCGCAGGAUACGUUCCGGGAAGAGUAUCAACCUACUGCUUACGACACAUUCAACGUUGCCGUAGACGUGGACGACAGACCAGUCUGCGUGGAAAUCUGUGAUACUGCGGGGCAGGACUCCAUGUCCGAGCUCCGCGCGCUGUGCUACCCCGGCACCGACGUGCUGAUGCUGUGCUUCUCCGUGGUGCGUCCGGAGACGUUCCGCUCCGUGGCCGAGCGGUGGACGCGCGCCGUGGCCGGGGUGCAGGCGCCGCUGGUGCUGGUUGGCACCCAGAGCGACCUGGCCUUGGACCCGCGGGUGCUGCAGUCGUUGCGAGCGCGAGGGGAACACCCAGUUACGGAGACGGAGGCCCGAGCACUAGCCGCCAAGAUAAACGCGGUCUACGUGGAGACGUCGGCAAAGACCAGGAAACAACUGAAGGACGCCUUCGACGCCGCCAUCCUGGCUGGCCUGCCAGUGUAUCAGACCAAAAGACCUUUUUGGAAGAGACUAUUUUGUUUAAACUAGCCUAAUGUUGCAACGUCUGACGACGAAGAACUGCAAGACGCUCCGACCAGUUGAUCCAGGCAAUCAGAAGAAUCAUGGCCCGGGAUGGUCGAAACCUAAUAAAUUAUUUGCUGAGUUGGAGAAAACAUACGCUAUAUCUUACGUAAAACUUCACGGGACGACGCAACGGCACGCUCUUGGAGACAGAAGACUCUUCAUAGAGUCUUAUGAAGCUUUACGUUUAUUUAUAAACUGUAUGUUCCUGUAAUUUUACCUACCAGUGGCACUUGUACAUUCUAGUGUUUCUAACUUGGAAGAAGAUAUUAUUCUGAAAAUGAAACUUUGUUAAAAGUUGAAUAAUAUUCUAAACUACCUAAAUAAAGUUAAUAAAAAAAGCCCGAAGCUCCAAUGGGUUUGAAAUUUUGUCUAAAAGAUAUGGUUUGAAAAGUGAAAAGAAUGCCAACAAGCAUGA